This is a messenger RNA of Naegleria lovaniensis, 597 nucleotides long. RefSeq lists its product as uncharacterized. Gene Ontology annotation, biological process: glutathione metabolic process. The transcript is spliced from 3 exons. The record is from RefSeq and is a predicted model, not a curated record. Gene Ontology annotation, molecular function: glutathione transferase activity. Lineage: Eukaryota; Heterolobosea; Eutetramitea; Acrasida; Naegleriidae. Bases 1 to 597 code for a protein of 198 amino acids.
AUGGUCUACGAGCUUACUUACUUCAACAUUCCAGGAAGAGCUGAAGCAAUCAAACUCAUCGCAGAGGUCGGUGGUGUUGAAUAUAAUUUCAAACCAGUGACCUUUCAAGAGUGGCCUCAAGUCAAGCAACACACAAAAUAUGGCCAAUUACCCUUCCUCAAGUCUUCUGAAAAUCAAGAUUUUGAGUUGUGUCAAUCCAUCGCUAUUGCUAGAUUCAUUGCUCGUGAGGGUAACUUGUAUCCUUCUUCAAACGUUGAUGCAUCAUUCUCCGAUGAAUAUGUGAACACCAUCAAAGAUUUGAAUGAUGCUUACUUCAAGGCAUUCUUCAGCCCAAACAAGGAUGAAGAUUUGAAAAAGUACUAUGAGGGACCCUUCGGUCAGAUUUUGAAGGCUCUAGAAAAGGAGGUCAAACCAUCAGGAUUCCUCGUUGGUGACUCACUCACUUGGGCUGAUUUGUUCUUGUUCGAUUUAUUGUCUGGCAUUGGAAAGGGACAAGAUUUGAGCGCUUAUCCAAAGCUUGCUGCUUUGAAGGAAACUGUUGCAAAGAAUCCAAAGGUCGCUCAAUACUAUGAAUCCGAUAGAAAUUUGAGAAAGUAA